AUGGCGAUGAAUUUCUCCCCUUCAACUCCAGUGGGUUCCAUCUAUCAACAAAAACCUCACGUCUCUGCCAAAGCUCUUCUUUCCUUCCAGCCCCGAGAUUCUCCCAUUUCACGGUGGAAAAAUGCGUCCUGGGGCGCGGCUUCCAACUAUGUCAAGCUUCAGGUUCGGGUUGUGCGGGGUUUUGCUGUUAGGUCCCCUGUCGUUAGGUCACAAUCGAAGGAUAAGCGAGGAGACAUCAGGUGUGCAACCAUUGAGGAAAUAGAAGAGGAGAAAUCUUUGAUUGAAGAAGAUGUUAAAGAGAGAAUGGACAAGACUAUUGAUUCUAUCCGCUCGAAUUUCAAUUCGAUCAGAACAGGGAGAUCAAACCCUGCAAUGCUUGAUAAAAUUGAGGUGGAGUACUAUGGAACACCAACAAGCCUGAAAAGCAUUGCUCAAAUCAGUACCCCUGAUUCGAGUUCGCUACUGGUGAAACCCUAUGACAAAUCUGCGUUGAAGUUAAUUGAGAAGGCCAUUGUCAACUCUGACCUCGGUAUGACCCCAAACAAUGAUGGAGAGGUUAUCAGAUUGUCCAUCCCGCAACUAACAUCAGAGAGGAGAAAGGAAUUAUCGAAAAUUGUGGCUAAACAGGCUGAGGAAGGGAAGGUCGCAAUAAGGAACAUAAGAAGAGAUGCCAUCAAAGCUUAUGAAAAACUUGAGAAGGAGAAAAAGCUUUCUGAAGACAAUGUUAAAGAUUUAUCUAGUGAUCUACAGAAAGUGACAGAUGAGUACAUGAAGAAGAUAGAUUCGCUCUUCAAGCAGAAGGAGAAGGUAACAUUCCAAAUCGAACUCCUUUCACAUGUAAUGAUUUCAGAAUCUUACAGGAUCGAAACUGUGCAGUUCCAGUAACAUGUUAAAGAAAGAAAAUCGUAAAAACCUUGGGUGUAACUUGUAAGGUUGGGGGUCUGUUAAAGGUACAACAUAAAUGCGUAAUACUAAUGUGGCCUGCUCCUAAAUGCCAUUGAUUGAUGAGCAUUACUUAUUGGUGUUGAUUCUUUUAACCAGAGGAAGAAAGUGAAAAUCCAUUGGCUUGGCUAAUAACAGUUCUUGGCUAGUUGCUGAGUCAAUUUACUGAUUUAUUCAAGAUGAUUUUUUUUUUCUUUUCCUGAAGCUGCUUUGUUCACUUUGUUGUCUUUGCUUUUUCCAGGAGUUGAUCACAGUUUGAUGUAAGUUAUAGCUUACAGAUAGUGAGAAAGUUUCCUUCUGCUGUGGCGACC
Molecule: messenger RNA, 1253 nt
Organism: Oldenlandia corymbosa var. corymbosa
Lineage: Eukaryota; Viridiplantae; Streptophyta; Magnoliopsida; Gentianales; Rubiaceae
Source: the annotation of a GenBank genome assembly